GCUGAGAAAUGCCAUUGACCAUCGCUGAAGUGAAGAAGAACCUGAAUUUCAUUUGGGGGAAGGAGCGGGACUUGAAUGAGACGUAUGCCUUUGAAUUCGCCAGCAGCUGGUCCUGUGUGCGGAGCAAUGGCGGAGAAUCAAGGAGGUUUAAGCUCUCGUUCGACGCAGGGUCAUGUCGAUUGUGGUGGGGUCAGUCCUACUUCAUGGACCCUGGCGACCUGCUCCAGAAGCCCGAGAAAGUCCAAUGGUACCGAGCAAGUGACCCCAAGAAGAACCGCGCAGCCUUUCUAUGGAAGAGGCUCCGAGAAGCGAAAGCUCUUCCAGAGGUCUCUCGUGCAGCCCCGAAGCCGUCGGGGUAUCCGGUGGCGGCAUCGAGGCCUGUCCAAAUGGCCGAGCGAAAGGGGAUGUCCUGGAUCGAAAAGUCCAAGAAAGGGCCAUCGCUUCACAGCUUGCCCGAAGUGAUGCUCGACCUGGAUCAGGUGUUGGUCGUCUACAAACCACCUCACUGGAAAGUAGAACUUCCUUCAACUUCAAAGGAGGAUGGUCUGUAUCUCCCCAGCUGGCUACGUGAGAAGGUCACCGGCAUCGACCCCAAGCUCUUUGAAGUGGAGUCCAAUCCUGCGCAGAGCGGCACGGGGUUCGGUCCCCUGUCGCAUCGCAUUGACCAGGAGACCAGUGGACCUUUGUUGGCUGCGCGCACACCGGCGGCCCACAAACACCUGCGGCAGCAGUUCCACAAGACGGAGAUCUCCAAGCGCUACGUGUGUCUGGUGCAUGGUCGCGUCUCACAGGCGAAGGGCUUGGUGGAUGCCAACAUCCGAACCUUGCGCACCGAUGCCACCACCAGGUCAGAAAUCUCUGCAUCAGGGGACUGGGCGGAGACGCAGUUCCAGGUGAUUGCCACCUAUGGAAGCGCUUAUAGCUUAUUGGCUUGUGACAUCGCCACAGGGAGAACGCAUCAAAUCCGAGUGCACAUGCAACACCUGGGACAUCCCUUGGUGUCAGAUGACAAGUAUGCUUCAGAGCAGCUCGAAAAGGAUCGAUCGUGGUGUCCGCGCCUCUUUUUGCAUUGUUAUCACCUGCGCUUCAAAGAUACCAGGAACAAGGAGCAUCUCGUGACGUGUUCAUUGCCUGGGGAUUUGAAGGCGGCUUUGUCGAAGUUGGGUGCUGCUAGUGAUGGACAUAGCUCUGACCUCCUGUUUGAAGAGACGUCUUGGCAACGUGAGGUUUUUCGAGUGCCUUUGUCCGGGUGGCGCCCGGGCACUGAGGUUCAGAGGUGCGUAAGCGCGCUUCUUACUGGAAAGUCUGAGCCGGUUCUGCUGAGCGAGAUCAAUGAGGAUCCCGAGGUUAGAAGGCUGCUUGCAAAGGAGAAUCUGACUGCCAUCAGCAGAGAAUGGCUGGGGAAGAACUAUGAGGCGUUUGAAGUUCUCAACGUGCACGACGAUGCAAGCAUCAGCGUGAGACUGCGAGCAGUGGAUGAAGGUACCCAGUUGGAACAACAAAUUGAGGUCGUCCGAUCUGAGCUGGAAGAAUUCCAGAGGCAAAAACACAAGGCCAUCGCCCAGGAGCAGUACCUCCAAGCUGGUGAAAUCAAGAAGCGCUGCGAGGCGGCUGAAGCAGAACUGGCUUCACUCAUGGCCUUGGUGGGUGAGGAGGAGGGAAAGCAAGAAGGCCAUGCUUCCAUCAAGCCUGUGGUGGAAGCCUUUCGAGAAGAUGUCAAGGACGAGGUGUUGUUCCCUUCGCUGAGUUCCGGUGCGGUGCCAUCGCAUCGAGUCGCGAGGCGGCCGAAAGCUGAAGAGGUUUCUGCGGCGGAAGGUGACAGCUCUCCGAAGAUCAUCUGCUUGAAGGAUGCUUUGCUAUCUUUCCUGGAUGGUCGCGAAGGUUUCAUCGCCCACAUCAACGAGAUCAACAACGAUCGGGGCUUGAAGGAGGUGAUGGCUGCACAGCCGAAGCCCAUGAUGGCAAUCAAUAAGGUGUGGCUGAAGCAACACGAGGAGGAUUUUAGCUUGUUCCGCGCCAGCGACAACGAGAUGUACGUGGCAAAGACCGAGGCGUUAAAGGAACAGAAGGCAGCCAGGGCAAAGGCCGGGGAGGCGAAACGGCAGCCUGCGUACCAGCAGGUGAUUCAGAAAGCAGAUGCUGCGGCAGUGCCCUUGGUCUAUGAGUUCAGUUCCAAUCGGGCUCCUGAGGAGACCCACGGCACAGAACUUUGGUUCCAAAAGUUUCGAGAGGCGCUUCAGGGGUCUACGGGUCACACGACUAGCGAACUCCUGGCAAAAGUGCCAUUGUUUGCCACAGCCAUGGGUGCAAGUCGACCGCGACAACAAGAGGAGUUGUUGGUCACCUUCCUUCAAAACUACCCACAGAGCUUCAAGGUGGAGAAGAAGGGCUUCGGUGCCGAACGAACUUACCUCGUCUCUCUGCGGUGAUGCCGUCCGGCCUGAAAAAGAUCUGUACAUAGCAAGUUACACCGUUGGUUUCUGUACAUAAACUGCGAGAGCUUCGCGAUGGAUUCAUAGCCAAAGACUCUACAAAGACCCGAAACCCAAACACACAAAAUUGAGUGCGAG
Molecule: messenger RNA, 2570 nt
Organism: Cladocopium goreaui
Lineage: Eukaryota; Dinophyceae; Suessiales; Symbiodiniaceae
Source: the annotation of a GenBank genome assembly